CAGCGUAUUUGUAUUUUUUGUUUACUUCUUUACUAUUUAAGUUAAUUCUAUUCAAUAUUGUUUAUUUUUAUGUUUACUGUAAGAAGUGGUAUAUAUAACACUAUGUAUACUGUAGCGUCACUGGACGGUGAUAUUUACAACCAUGAAUAUUUCUUGUUGGAAGACGUGUGCCGUCUCUGUUGGAAAAGGAAUGCCACUCAAGAAUUAUCGUGUAAAAGUGAGGACAAUGAAACAGAAUACAGUAUUCCACUAUUUGAUCAAAUACGAGACUGUCUGGACAUCAUUUUAACUCACGAAUGCCGGCCCAACAAAGUUUGUACAGGUUGCAGAGACGAGGUGAAACGGUUUUACGAAUUCAAGAAAUUCUGUCUAGAAACUGACAAAAAACUUCGGGAAAUAUUACAGAAUUAUGUUGAAAUUGCCGAAAAGUCAUCUAACAACAGCGAAUGUUACAUAAAAGUAGAGAAUGAGCUCCCUACAGGGUUAGAUCAAGACGAAUCUUUUGACGACUUUCUAGAGUCACUCCAGCAGUCAGACUCGAGUGAAAACAUAAAUAAACAAAAGAAGGUUAAGUUAAAAAAGACUUACAAAUCUAAAAGAUCACCUACUUACUGUAACAUCUGCAGAUUAGACUUCAAAACUGUAGAGCAGUUUUCUCUUCACAAUUCUCAGAACCACGGAAUAGAAGGAAAUUUUUACAAGUGUUUUGGUUGUGAGAAACGCUUUAAAAGCCGUAAGACUCGAAUUGGACAUGAAAUAAACUUCUGUAAAGGUUUAAAAGAUGGGUACAGAUGUACGCUGUGUGACCGAUGCCUUCCGAAGAGAAGGACGUAUGAAGCCCACAUGAGGGACCAUAGAGAAAAUGUGGCUAUAGAGUUGCCAGAGGAGUUAUUUAAGUGUAAAAAGUGUUGCAUCUCAUUUAAGACCAGAGAAGGCCUGAAGGAGCAUGUUGCAGAACAUGAGACGGCAAAGAAAUAUGUUUGUGAAAGUUGCGGACGCGUGUUCACCCGACAAGAUUACCUCCACAAACACAAGCUCACACACACAGGCACUAAGCAGCAUGUGUGUCCACACUGCGGCUUCCGGUCUACACAGCGAUCUUCACUCAUUGUCCACAUAAGGAAACACACAGGCGAGCGCCCGUACAGUUGCGACAUGUGCCCGCAGCGCUGCAUCUCCAGCUCCAACUUGCGCGCGCACCGCCGCCGUCAUCUCGGACUUAAGAAGUUCCAGUGCACAAUAUGUGACAAGAAAUUCGGCUACAAAGUGAGCCUUGAAGAGCACAUAGAGUCCUCCCACCACCGCUCGCAAACCCACCCCUGCCCGCAUUGCGGGGCCCACUACUCUCGAAAGCGGGGCUUGAAGCGACAUCUGACGGCGAAGCACUGCGAGAAUGAACCUAGUGACGAGGGCGAUAAGGUCGAUAGUUUGUUGAAGGUGUUGUAGUUACGCUACUUGGUCAUAGAUGGAACUAAUAUCUUUCACAAACACCCCUGUCCGCAUUGCGGGGCUCACUACUCCCGCAAGCGGGGCUUGAAGCGACAUCUGACGGCGAAGCACUGCGAGAAUGAACCUAGUGACGAGGGCGAUAAGGUCGAUAGUUUGUUGAAGGUAUUGUAGUUACGCUACUUGGUCAUAGAUGGCACCACUAUCUUUCACAAACACCCCUGUCCGCAUUGCGGGGCCCACUACUUAAUGCUUAAACUCAGUUGUGUUGCUACUCAGCAAUAGAUGGCGCCACCGUAUAUUAAUUGUAAAAAGACUUUUAAAUAAAUAGCUGAUUAGCUAAUGAGAUUAUAUACUAUUGUUAUAUUGACUGAUACUAUAAACGUUCAUAUUAUGUGCGAGAAAGGGAAUGCCUAAUAUUUUUAAUUAUUAUUGAUUGUAAUUUCCUCGAGAAGAUAUUCAAAUUCUCCAUUUCGCUUAUUUUUUUUAUUCUAGAAAUUAUUUAUGGAAAGGAGUUAUGAUUAAAUGAAUAAAGACAUUUUUUAAUUUA
Molecule: messenger RNA, 1996 nt
Organism: Cydia fagiglandana
Lineage: Eukaryota; Metazoa; Arthropoda; Insecta; Lepidoptera; Tortricidae
Product: zinc finger protein OZF-like
Exons: 4
Coding region: 70-1446 (458 amino acids)
Biological process (GO): regulation of transcription by RNA polymerase II
Cellular component (GO): nucleus
Molecular function (GO): zinc ion binding; RNA polymerase II cis-regulatory region sequence-specific DNA binding; DNA-binding transcription factor activity
Source: RefSeq, a predicted model, not a curated record